Messenger RNA from Photinus pyralis (common eastern firefly), 2667 nucleotides. RefSeq names its product probable ATP-dependent RNA helicase DDX23. The transcript is spliced from 5 exons. Bases 200 to 2509 code for a protein of 769 amino acids. NCBI's taxonomy places the organism in Eukaryota, Metazoa, Arthropoda, Insecta, Coleoptera, Lampyridae. The record is from RefSeq and is a predicted model, not a curated record. Gene Ontology annotation, cellular component: catalytic step 2 spliceosome. Gene Ontology annotation, molecular function: RNA binding; ATP binding; RNA helicase activity. Gene Ontology annotation, biological process: mRNA splicing, via spliceosome.
CCUACGACGGUACAGUAAACACAAUCAGAUAACCUCAUUUUACGUUUUGUAUACAAUUCAUUGUAAAUAUUUAUAAAUUUAUUGAUAGUUGAUAUAAAACCACGAAUACAAUAGUUGUGCUCGAAAUGUCAAUUUAAUUGAACUGUUAAGACAAUUAAAAUUGAACAAAAAUCAGACACACAUAAACGUUUAACCCAUUAUGGGCAGUGAUAAGAAACGCCGAUCUCGUAGCAGGGAACGAGUAGAUCGCGAACGUGAUAGGGAUAAAAGAUCCAAGCGAUCCAGAUCUCGUAGCAAAGAGCGCGGUCACAAGAAGCAUAGGUCUCGUUCGAGAGAUCGCGACGCCAAAUACGACAGCAAGCAGGACAGUCGUUAUGAUAAUUACAAAUACAUGAAGGAAGAGAGGGAGAAGAAGGUUAAAGAUAAACGCAAAUCUUCCAGUCCCGAAAUCGAGGAGAUAAAGCCAGAGGUACAGCCAGAGUUAAAGCAGGAACCGGCUCCUAAAAGAGAACCGCUUUCUUUGGAAGAGCUGUUGGCGAAGAAAAAAGCCGAGGAAGCGGCCAAAAGCAAGCCUGUGUUUCUAACCAAAGCACAAAGGGCAGAGGAGGCUUUGAAACGCAGACAAGAAGAAAUUGAUAAAUUACGUAAACAACAAGAGGAAGAACGAAAGAUUAUUCAGCAAGCAAAAGCUUCUCGUCAAGAGGAAGUUAUUGAUUACGAAACGAGACGGGGUCGGGAGAGAGCGGCCGCUAAAGAGGAAGAAAAGCAGAAGGAUAAAGAUAGAGAACGUGAAUCGGACGCGAUUAAGGAACGGUAUUUGGGUCUAGUUAAGAAAAAGCGCAGAGUAAGAAGAUUAAACGAUCGUAAGUUUGUGUUCGAUUGGGAUGCAGGGGAGGAUACGUCAACGGAUUACAAUGGUCUGUACAAGGAGAGGCAUCAGGUGCAGUUUUUCGGACGGGGUAAUUUGGCCGGCAUAGACAUUAAAGCGCAAAAACGGGAUCAGAGCAAAUUUUAUGGCGAACUGCUGGAGAAACGUCGAACCGAAGCGGAAAAGGCUCAAGAAAAGAUGCGACUUAAAAAGGUCCGUCGAAAGGAGGAGAAGCAACUGUGGGACGACCGACAUUGGUCUGAAAAGGAGGUUUUGGAAAUGACCGAGCGGGAUUGGCGAAUCUUUCGAGAGGAUUACAAUAUUACAAUUAAAGGUGGUAAGAUUCCGGAACCAAUUCGGAAUUGGGUCGAGUCUGGAAUACAAAAGGAGCUGUUGGAGAUCGUCGAUAAAGUUGGAUACAAAGAGCCUACUCCGAUUCAAAGACAGGCCAUACCCAUUGGAAUGCAAAACAGAGACAUAAUUGGGGUUGCUGAAACUGGGUCUGGUAAAACAUUGGCAUUUCUUAUACCGUUGUUGUCAUGGAUACAGUCAUUACCAAAAAUCGAGCGUACAGAGGAUUGUGAUCAAGGCCCGUAUGCAAUUAUUUUAGCUCCGACACGUGAGUUAGCGCAGCAGAUAGAAGAAGAAACCUUGAAAUUUGGCCAGCCACUCGGUAUCCGCACAGUGGUCGUGGUAGGAGGUUUAAGUCGUGAAGAGCAAGGAUUUAGGCUUAGGAUGGGUUGUGAAAUUGUGAUAGCCACGCCAGGUCGUUUGAUCGACGUUCUUGAAAAUCGAUACUUAGUUUUAAACCAGUGCACCUAUAUAGUUUUAGAUGAAGCCGAUCGGAUGAUCGAUUUAGGUUUUGAGCCAGAUGUACAGCGUAUUCUUGAAUACAUGCCGGUCACUAAUUUAAAACCUGACACUGACGAGGCAGAGGAUUCUAAGAUCAUUCUGGCCAACUAUAACACUAAAAAGAAGUAUCGCCAAACUGUGAUGUUCACCGCUACUAUGCCCCCUGCGGUCGAACGUCUCGCGCGAACUUAUUUACGACGGCCCGCCGUUGUGUAUAUCGGCAGUAUCGGUAAACCGGUCGACCGUGUUGAACAGAUUGUGCAUAUAAUGACUGAAAACGACAAACGGCGCAAACUUAUGGAAUAUCUGUCGAAGGGCAUCGAGCCUCCCAUCAUUAUUUUCGUCAAUCAAAAGAAAGGCGCCGACGUUCUGGCGAAGGGACUGGAAAAGUUGGGCCACAAUGCUUGUACUUUGCAUGGCGGUAAAGGUCAAGAGCAGCGUGAAUAUGCGUUGGCAAGUCUUAAGUCCGGUACUAAAGAUAUCUUGGUGGCAACAGAUGUCGCCGGUAGAGGUAUCGAUAUUAAAGAUGUCUCUAUGGUUCUUAACUACGAUAUGGCUAAAACAAUAGAAGAUUAUACACAUCGUAUAGGCCGUACUGGUCGUGCUGGCAAGACUGGUAUUGCAGUAAGCUUUUGCACGAACGACGAUUCAGCACUAUUUUACGAUUUGAAACAAAUGGUUUUGUCAUCUCCUGUCUCUACUUGUCCUCCAGAGCUUAUGAACCAUCCUGAAUGCCAAGUGCGUCCUAAUCAACCUAAACGGCGACGUGAUGAAAUGAUUUUUGCAUAGGAAUUGUAGUAUAAUGAAGUAUAUUGAAUGUUAAUCACUUUUUUUUUUAUGUAAUAUAGAGCAAAAGAUAGAGGAACAUUGUUUACUCUAAAAAUGUAUACUUUUUGAAUAGGCAAACAGUGAAUGUCUCUUUAAUAAAAACACAUGCAAAUGCAAAA